AUGUCUGUUAGUAACCUUGCCUGGCAGACUGCGGAUUGUGCGACCGAGGUGAUUUGUCAUUUGCAGUUCGUUUUACGGUACGGAGCACAUACAUACAGUACAGAGUUUACUUGCCGUAAUUUAGGGAGUUGCAUCGAUGCCGUGGGCCGGCCUAUAGGGACGGACAAGUGUUACAAUCAUCACAUCACCACAUCACCGCAGUCUGUCAACUGA
Molecule: messenger RNA, 213 nt
Organism: Ustilaginoidea virens
Lineage: Eukaryota; Fungi; Ascomycota; Sordariomycetes; Hypocreales; Clavicipitaceae
Exons: 2
Coding region: 1-213 (70 amino acids)
Source: RefSeq, a predicted model, not a curated record